Exophiala bonariae is the source of this 945-nucleotide messenger RNA. RefSeq lists its product as uncharacterized. The transcript has a single exon. The coding region runs from base 1 to 945 and encodes 314 amino acids. NCBI's taxonomy places the organism in Eukaryota, Fungi, Ascomycota, Eurotiomycetes, Chaetothyriales, Herpotrichiellaceae. The record is from RefSeq and is a predicted model, not a curated record.
AUGAAAUCUGCCGUUAUAUCCUCUGCUUUGCUUGCCGCAGCAGUGGCUGCAGCUCCAACUGCUCGAACUACUCAGCCUCAAGGCCCCUCUCUCAUGUACCUCAAUGGACAGCCAAUCAACCAGCCAGACGUUCCGGGACCGCAUGGCGUCUGCGACGGCAAUAUCGACGUUGCAACUUGUGCGAAGACGAUUGCUGGUAAUUGGACGCUUUCGAGUACGUUCAGUACGGAUCCUAGUCAACUUCAGGUGCCCGCCGAUUGUACACCCUUGGGUUCGGGUAUUGCGAACGCUUGUACCAUCAUGCUUCCCUACCUUGCGAACUUCGAUAAUUGUAGGCUGACGGAUCCGAUACUUAGCCAGGUGUCUAAAGAUGGUGCUCAAUACUGUAAUACGGGUGGUGAUUGCCAGCUCCAGAUGAUGUUCGAAACUACGACAACAGAUACUACCUCUGAAGGAUACCAUGUUGGAACUAAGAUCAGUGCCACAGGCAGUGUUGGAUUCUUCUCUGCCUCCGUUGAGGUUUCAGGAGAUUACAAUAAGAAGUGGAGUGAUUCCACUUCAACCAGUGAGUCCGAAACUAGAACAUACGACCUUAAGCCUGGGGAUAUCUGCAAUCCUACUACGGUUCAAUUCGGCACCCAGUGUGAUGCUCAUCCUCGUUCGAUUAUCGAUCCUGUGGCGCUUGGCCUUCCCGCUCAAGAUGCUACAGACCUCGUCUAUGUCAACUAUCAAGGGCCCGGACAGUUUGACGCCGUUUACCAUUAUUGUCACGACGAACUGAACACGAAAGAGAACCUCGGCAAGUACUAUAUGUAUGACUUCGUCGACGGUGGCUCCAGCGUCGUCUCGACCUUCUGCGCUGCGAUGUCGGGUGAUGGAGCCGUGACCAUGGAUGUCAAUUCUGAGUCCGGGCCGUGGCGUUUACAAGGCUGCAUGUUCUCCUAA